Molecule: messenger RNA, 2723 nt
Organism: Portunus trituberculatus (swimming crab)
Lineage: Eukaryota; Metazoa; Arthropoda; Malacostraca; Decapoda; Portunidae
Product: protein O-mannosyl-transferase 2-like
Biological process (GO): protein O-linked glycosylation via mannose
Cellular component (GO): membrane; endoplasmic reticulum
Molecular function (GO): dolichyl-phosphate-mannose-protein mannosyltransferase activity
Source: RefSeq, a predicted model, not a curated record
AGAGAGAGAGAGAGUCCAUGUGGUAGUGGUGGUGGUGGUUGUGAAACUUCCAAAGGAUGACUCUGGAAAGCAAUAAGGAGGCGGAGGUGAAGAAGAAGAAGAUGAAGGAGGAACAUGACACAGACGAGGAGGAAAAGAAGGAAAAUGAAGAGAAAGUGAAGGAAAAUAAAAUAAAAAUGGAAGAGGAAGAGGAAGAGGAGGAAGAGGAGGAGGAAGAGGAGGAAUAUGUUGAGGCGAAGAUGGAAGAAGAAGAUGAAGAAAAGAAGGAAAGAAAGAAUUUGUCAUAUUUUGAACGUUUUGAAGCUGCCAUCUUGAAAUUCAGGGACGGAGGCGGCAGCAGCGGCGAUGUGUGGUGGGGUGUGUGGUGGGUGGUGGUGGUGGCGGCGGUGUGCACCAGACUUCACUACAUCACAAAACCCAACAAUGUGGUGUGGGACGAGGCACACUUUGGCAAGAUGGUCAGCUGGUACAUCAACAGAACCUUCUUUAUGGACGUCCAUCCACCGGGAGGCAAGUUACUCCUGACGCUGUUUGCUUACGUGGGAGGAUACAACGGCAGCCACUCCUUCAGUAGUCCUAGCGUCUCCUACGAGGACUACAGCGGCAUUAUACCAACACGCGUGGGGUGUGCGUUACUCGGUGCAGGCAUGGUACCGCUCGGGUUUCACAGCAUCUGGUCUCUCACAUACUCCCUCACCUCCGCCACCAUUGCAGCCGUCCUCAUUAUCUUUGACAUUGGCAGCAUCACUCUCAGUAAGUUUAUCCUGCUAGACCCGCCCCUCAUGUUCUUCAUCCUCGCCUCCUUCCACGGCCUGUGUCUGCUCCACCAAGUCAAACAUAGGCCGUUCUCGUGGGCGUGGUGGGGACGCCUGACGUACACGGGCGUGGCGCUGGGGUGUGUGGUGAGUGUCAAGUUUGUGGGCGUGUUCGUGGUGGGCGUGGUGGGCGUGUACACCUGCCUGGACCUGUGGGAAGCCCUUGGGAAUCAGCACACGCCCCUGGUCGUGGUGGGUCAGCAUUUCCUCAGCCGCGUCCUCUGCCUCAUCCUACUUCCCGCCUCCAUUUACCUCUCCAUCUUCGCUGCUCAUGACGCUCUUCUGUAUAUCGCGAAAAGCUCACACGCCGCCGAUGAAGCUCAUUUCAGCCCAGGAUUCCAAAUGAAUUUAAAAGGAAACGCUCUCAACAAUGUGACUCAACCCAGAGAGGUGGCCUACGGGAGCUUGGUGACCCUGCGAUCGAACAACCUGGCGGGCGUGUACCUUCACAGUCACAACCUAACCUAUCCUGGCCGUGCCGAGGCUAAACGGUGGCAGCAGGUCACAGGAUUCAGGGCCAAGGAUCAUAAUAACUUCUUCCGUAUACUGUUCCCUGAAGAGGACCCAGAGCUGAGUAACGGGUUCUACGGCGGGCCCCCGGAGUUGGUGAGCCACGGAGACUGGAUACGCCUGCACCACCCUGCCACGGGGGCGCUCCUCUCCUGCAGCAAGAAUAAGUCCUUUGUCACCAGGAAACAUAACCUCGUCUUCGCCAGGCCUGUGAACCUGACGCAGAUCCCGGGCGAGGACGACCAGACGGGAGGGGUGUUCAGUGGUCAGCCCCCCACCACCAGCGCCACGGUGUCCCCGUGGCAGAUGUGGCGGGUGUACAUAGAGGGAGGUAAGCCAGGACAGACGCUGCAAACUCUUAACUCCAGCGUCAAGUUUGUGUGCGUUCCUAACAGCUGCGCCCUCACGUGGUCCAAAGCCAAGCUGCCCAACAAGUGGGGUUACGGUCAGGCUGAGAUCACGUGCUCCAACAACCUACAAGACCCGUGCACAAAUUGGGAGGUUGAGCAGCAUUACAACCCUUACCUACCCAACUCCACGUACGAACACCUGCGGUCUGGAUUCGCCUCUCGAGUGGUGGAGACGCACAGAGUAAUGACGUGGGUGAACGGAAGACUCAAGCGAGGGGAGGACAUGUACACGUCACACCGCCCCUGGAUGUGGCCGGCGUGCCUCAAGUCGCAAGUUUGGUACGACGUGAGCUUCAGAAUUGUCCUGUUGGGAAACCCUGUGAUUUUCUGGGUCAACCUCGUCUUCCUGGUCGUCUCUCCGGUGCUUAUUCUUCGCCACUACUUCUACAGGAAACGGGGCUUGGCUGAUCCUCCCCACCUGGCUGAGAAGAAGGAUCGCCACGUGUUUGCUCUCCGGUGGCUCUUAAUUGCCUACCUGGCGCACUACCUUCCCUUCUACAGCAUGAACAGAAUUCUCUACUAUCACCACUACUUCCCCGCUCUCCAGUUCUCCUCCAUGCUCACAGGUGUGGUGUUGGGUUACCUCCUGGAGACCCUACACACAUGGAUGGCGCCGAGGAGAGCCUUCUACACCUACACCUGCAGCCUGUGUGUCCUCCUCGCCCUUCUUGUGACCAGCUUCCGCGCCUAUUGCUACGUGGGUUAUGGUCACCCCACUGAGGGACCUUUUAAUCUGGACAACUCGACCCAUAGGAAUGUUAGACUGUUUGAAUCAUGGGAGAUUUAGAGGUGGGUGACUGGGUGAGUGAGUGGGUGAGUGAGUGGGUGAGUGAGUGGGUGGGUGACUGAGUGACUGAGUGAGUGGUUGGGUGACGUAACAAGGCGUGACAUGAACAAACUGUGUGUUGAAGAUGGAUAGAAAUAGAUGGAGAGUGGAAGGUUGACUGGGUGAGUGAGUGACUGGUUGGGUGAGUAAGUGGAUGGGUAA